AAAACGCACACUCGGGAGGGGGAGAAGGCUUGGAAGCCCUGACACUCGGUUUCGUGUGGAGAGCGGGGAGAGAUGGCGCAUGGCGGAGGCCGAGGCAGGGGCAUGACCCUGCCGGCAUGGAUGACGAAGGAGGGCGGGGAGCAGCCGGUGGUGGCCCAAGCACCUCCGCUGCCUCCUGGUGGGCUCAACGGCAACGGGAACGGCUACCCCAUGGCCCCGGCACAGGGUCAGUUCGCCGACCCCCCGCUGCUGCCACAGCAGCCGCCGCAGCCGAUGUAUGCGGCAGUGCCGCCGCAGCAGGCCCCGCCGCCGGUGCCCAUGCAGCCCCCUCCCCCAGAGCAGCGCGAGAGGGACGGGAGGGACAGUCGGCGGAGAAGGUCGCCUUCCCCUCGACGAGACCACCGAGACAGCAGGCGUAGGGGCGGCAGCCGCAGCCCUCCCAGAGGGGGCGGCGGAGGCGGCUACGGGCGUAGCGGGGGCUACGGCGGUGACCGUGACCGAGGCGGUGGCUACGGGCGCGGAGGGCGCGGCGGAGGAGGAGGGAUCGGCGGCGGCGGGGGCGGGGGGCGGUUCGAGAACCCUCGCAACGAGGCGCUUAACGACCGGGACCGGAUCGAGCGGCGGCGCAAGCGGAGGGCGUUACGGCCCUCCAACUUCGACGUGAAGCCGGACGACCCAACGGCGGUGGCAUUGCUGGAGGCCAGCGCGCAGCAGAUGCUGGUGUCGAGGGGAAGCGGCGUAAUGCAGUCGGCGGCACCGCAGCUGAUGGCACGGCUACCGGGGGCAAGCAACCAGCAGACCCGGCACGCCCGGCGGCUGUACAUCGGCGGGUGCCCCAAGACGACGGAGGAGGAAAUGUCCAGCUUCUUCAACGAGGUCAUCAACCGCGCCCUCGAGUACCCGAUCGAUGGGGGUGCCGUGGCUUCCGUCUACGUGUCUCAGGAGAAGGCGUUUGCCUUCCUAGAGCUCAAGACGAUGGAGCUGGCGACGUCUGUGCUGGAGCUGGACGGGAUCGUGUACAAGGAGACGCAGCUCAAGAUGCGCCGCCCCAGCGACUACAACCCACAGCUUGUCCCCGCGGCGUCUGGGCCGAUCCCCAAGCUCAACCUUUCGGUCCUGGGUAUCAUCUCCAGCACUGUCCCCGACAGCGACAACAAGGUGUUCAUCGGGGGACUCCCUUACAACCUCACGGAAGACCAGGUGCGCGAGUUGCUGAGUGCGUUCGGGCCUCUCAAGUCUUUCCACCUCGUCAGGGACCCUGGCUCGCCCACGUCGAAGGGCUACGGUUUCUGCGAGUAUCUGAAUGCGGGGGUGACCGCCAUCGCCUGCGAGGGUCUCCAUGGAAUGACGCUCGGUGACAAGACGCUCACGGUCCGUCCGGCCACCGAUAGAGGUUCGUCUGGCGGACAACAGCAGCAGCAGCAGCAGCAGCAGCAGCAGCAGCACUACCAACAACAAGCCAUGCCCGGUAUGCAGAUGGGCGGAGGACAACAGAUGGGGCUCACGGCUCCGCCGACUCAGCAAGAACAAAUGCAGCUGGCACAGGCUAUGGCCGCUCUGGACCCCAACGCCUCGCAGGCCGCUAUGGCCUCGUUGGCACAGGGCGGCGCUGGCGCCGUUCCCUCUGCCGCGGCGGAGUCUGCGGUCGCCGCCAACUUGAUCCGCGCCAUCCCGCCAACCCGAGUGUUGGUGAUGCUCAACAUGGUGACCGAGGCAGAGCUGAGGGACCCUCAAGAGUACGAGGACAUCGUGGACGACAUCCAGCAGGAGUGCUCAUCUCACGGCACCGUGCUGUCGAUCAUCGUGCCUCGCCCUGGAGAGGCAGACGCCAGCCGUGCCGUAGGCAAAGUGUUUGUCGAGUACGACACCAAGGACAGCGCGCAGAAGGCCGCUCUCUCGCUCGCCGGUAGGCAGUUCGGCGCGAACAUCGUCAAGGUGGAAUACUUGAACGAGGAGAAAUUCGCCCGUAGGGAGUUCGAGUAAAAACACGGAGGAUGUAUGUCCGCAGGGUAAAGAGAUGAUGCGGACGACGUUCUCAACCGGCGAACGACUUUGCGCUUGGGUUGAGGUUUAGGUCUUGGGAGGCCUCGGUGCCGAAGACAACGGGUCGAGGACCGUCGCUGCCAAUCUCUGUAGCUAGCGUUAACCGGGGUGUACUGUUUUGUGUCGGUUUCGUGUCGUGUUUCGUUUUGUUUUCUUUUCAAGAAUCAAGAAUCAAUCAUUGAGUCAUGCUCUUUUCUUUUUCAAGGAAGAAGGCCACCCCGUAUCCAUGCGUGGACCUUUCGCUUGAUGUGAUUUUAGCGCGGUCUACGGUGACGUUGAUCGGCGUCAGGCAUGGCUGCUUUGCAAAGGGUGAUUAUCCCACCUGUUAGGAUGUAGACUACACUAAACAAGUGACGAUAAAUGAUGCAACUGGGUGGAAAAGAUUGUGGGCGCUACGCCAAUGACGAUCAGGGCCGAUUCGCGUCUACGUAGUUUUGGUUUGGGUUACCGGCCCUCGGCACAUGAGCUUUCUGAGUUCGUUUAUUCGGCACCAUUUUUCGGUGGCUUGUUCUUGUCUCGCCCUCCUGUAGCGUCGGUGGUACAGCCGUAGUCUCAGCAAAAUCUGCCCGGCAGGAAAUCAAGGAACGAAUGAAUCCCGAUGGGACCAGGGGGGUUUAGUGUGCCAGUUAGUUUCGUUGGAAGUAUUUAGCCAGCAGGGGAACAGGGCAGGGGCGUUCAUCGACUGACUUACAGUAGCGUUGUAUGUUUGCCAGGAGAAUUCGCAACUUUUUCGGACGAAAAUCUGAAAACUCAUACAAUAGGGGCAGCGGGAUCUACAGGUGGAGCACAAUUUUUUAG
Molecule: messenger RNA, 2841 nt
Organism: Ectocarpus siliculosus
Lineage: Eukaryota; Phaeophyceae; Ectocarpales; Ectocarpaceae
Source: the annotation of a GenBank genome assembly